Trifolium pratense (red clover) is the source of this 2052-nucleotide messenger RNA. Its product is annotated as protein GRAVITROPIC IN THE LIGHT 1. The transcript is spliced from 2 exons. Bases 439 to 1902 code for a protein of 487 amino acids. Lineage: Eukaryota; Viridiplantae; Streptophyta; Magnoliopsida; Fabales; Fabaceae. The record is from RefSeq and is a predicted model, not a curated record. Gene Ontology annotation, biological process: response to red or far red light; negative gravitropism.
UAAUAACAGGGGCUCACAAGUCACACCUCAGACUCAGACCUCACAUCCAAUCCCCAAACAUUUAUGUAUAUAACUACACAUACUUACUACAAUACGUAUACGUAUUAACUCAUUUAUACUGUAUGAUCACGACUUAUUUUAUUUUACGCAUGUUGGGGUAGCUAGCUAGUGACUUUCUUAUCCUGUGCACCCUCCCCGUGCUUCUUCUGACACUCAACCAGCAAACUCUCCCACACACACAGCCAUACCAGCACGUGUUCGUUAUGUAAUUGUCAAUUUUUUUAUUCUAACAUAAUUGACUCACUGAACGAGUCACUCUGGUCCCACUCACCUUCUAUUCUACCACCAUUUCUGAAACUUACUACUACUAACUUCUGGCUUUGUCUGUCUCUGACUCGCUCACUCAGUGACUCAGUCUCAAACACUCAAACUCAACCAAUGACGCGAAAGGUUUCAAAUUUCUCCGAUCUGAUCCAAAGGGUCACUGCUUCUUGUCUCCUUAACCCACUUGUUCCAGUAAGAAAGGUACUUGAAGAUGAUUCACCUUACGAAUCAGAAGAAAACAGAGACGAAGAAGAAGAACAUUAUGAUAUUGUUGAUGACGAUGAUGAUGAAGAAGAAGAAGAAGACGAAGAAGUUGACCCUUUGGAGGAGAAUGACAAUUUCAACGAAGACAAAAUGGUGGGUAUGAAGAUUUUGAAGAUGAAGCAAAUGGAAGUGAUAAUGGAAGAAGUUUUUGAAACGGUGUCGUCUAUGAAAAGAGCGUAUGUGAAGUUACAGGAAGCACAUUCACCAUGGGACCCAGAGAAAAUGAGGGUUGCUGAUGUAGCUGUGGUUUCUGAGCUGAGGAAGCUUGCUGUGUUGAGAGAACGCUUCCGUCGGAAUGGCGGAGGUGGUGGUAAGAAGGGUGGUCGGAGAAGAGGUUUUGGUGUGGCGUCGGUGAGGGAGGUGGUGGCACCGUAUGAAGCAGUGGUGGAAGAGUUAAAGAAUGAAGUGAAGGUGAAGGAUUUAGAAGUUCAGAAUUUGAAAGAGAAGCUUGAAGGUGUUGUUGCUCUUUCAAGUAAUGGUAGUGGUGAAAAGAAACCAGGAAGGUCUCAAUCUAAGAGGAAACUAGGAAUUCAAGCAAUUGCAGCAGUUCCCACACCAGAACUAUUUGAAACAACUAUGGUACAAGUAAGAGAAGCAUCAAAGUCCUUCACAUCUAUGCUUUUAUCUCUAAUGCACAAUGCACAUUGGGAUAUAACAGCUGCUGUUCGUUCAAUUGAAGCAGCUACUGCUUCCACUGACAAAUAUCAUAAUGCUUCAACUACAUCCAUUGUCUCAUCUCACCAUGCUAAGUAUGCACUUGAUUCCUAUAUAUCCAAGAAGAUCUUUCAAGGGUUUGAUCAUGAAACUUUCUACAUGGAUGGCAGUCUAUCUUCACUUCUCAACCCUGACCAGUUUCGUCGCGAUUGCUUCACUCAAUACAAGGACAUGAAGUCCAUGGAUCCUGCAGAGCUUCUUGGGAUCUUACCGACAUGUCACUUCGGCAAAUUCUGUUCAAAGAAGUACCUUGCCAUUGUUCAUCCCAAGAUGGAGGAGUCCUUGUUUGGUAACUUGGAUCAGAACAGUCAAGUUCAAGCAGGAAGCCAUCCCAGGAGUGAGUUCUACAAUGAAUUUUUAGGGUUGGCCAAGACUGUGUGGUUGCUUCAUUUACUGGCAUUCUCGUUGAACCCUCCACCGAGUCAAUUUGAGGCAAGUCGUGGAGCUGAGUUCCAUCCACAGUAUAUGGAUAGUGUGGUGAAAUUUUCCGGUGGGCGGGUGCCGGCUGGUCAAGUUGUAGGGUUUCCAGUUAGCCCUGGAUUUAAGCUUGGGAAUGGAUCUGUUAUAAAAUCUAGGGUUUAUUUGAUAGCCAGAACAUAAUGUUUUAGGAUUAAUAGGCUACUGAUGUAAUAUGAAAAUCCUUUAGUUGGGUUAUUGUUUUUUGGGUGAAUUCAGUUUGAACAUGUACUCUCAUGACAUUAUUUUGAAUUAGACCUUGAAGUAAUAAUGGUAUAGUUAAUUCUCUAAAAA